AGGGGGGGAGAAAAAUAGAGGGUGUUUUUUUGAGGGGAAUGUUGGCUGGCUCGAGGCUUUUCCCAUGGAGGUUCUUAUGAAAAGAACUCUUAAGGCUUCGGACCAGGCUUCAUUCCCCUCAAACUUUUAUACAUAUGUGGGAUGUAUCAUUGCUUGCUUGCUUCCGUCCUCAUCAGCUUCAAAAUCAAAGAUAUAUAUAUAUAUAUAUAUAUAUAUAUAUUUUUUUUUUUUCUACUCGUGAAAGUUAGGUUGAGAGGAAUGUUGUCUGGCUCGAGGUCAUGGAGGUACGUUGUUGAUCCAUCUCUCUAUGAUCUUAAUUUGAAACCCUAAAUGAUUCUCGGACCAGGCUUCAUUCCCCCCAACCAACAUUAGCUAUACGUACAGCGCGCCAACCAUAAUCGUUCCUACCUCCUAGCUUGUGUAUUCCUGUGAGACCUGAACAUUAAUUUAGUUACCAAAGCUAGCUGCUAAAACAUCUGAGAGAGUGAAUUGAAGGAACGAAGUAUUGAAACAUAUCUUCCAACCAAAUCAUCAAAGAGAUAAAGAUCAUGCAGAUGAAAAAAAGGCUCCAAGGCUUCAACUGAUCUCCAAUCCAAAGGAUGAGCAGCCUGUAUAUAUAUAUCUUUAUCAACAAUUGUCUUUCAACUACAUAUAGCCAAACUGAUCUUGUAUACAACUAUAGGAUAACUGUUAAGUGUAAAGAGAUAAACAUCACUAGCCUGUCAUCGCUGAGUAUUAUAUAAAGGAUGAGAAGGGCAAUAAUCAUUUCAUCUUCUUAUAAGAAGCAGAGGAAGCCAUAGAUAGAGAUAUUGUUGAAACAGUUAAGGAGAACAGAAAAAGAAGCGAGAAAUCCUCGCUAUACGUACAUAGAUAUCUCUAAAAUAGGGGUAAAAAGGCAUACAUAUAUAUAUAUGAUGAGCAUCCUCCAAUCCUGCCAUUGUAUGAUGACCCACAUACCUGCAUAUUGGAGGGAAACUAAACCUGGAAAGGAGAGAGAGAGAGAUGUUUGUGUGUUUGUGUAUAUGCAUUUAUGAGGCCUUUAAAGUUGUUGAAAAAUCAGCUACUAUCAUAGGAAAAGCUCGGAUCAGCGACACCAUUGGCAUCGGCAUUGGUAUCUCUCUUCUCUUUCAUGGAGUCUCAUAGUACAGAUUUUUUAGCUCUUGAAAAGCCAACUUCAAGAAAAGAAAGACACAGAGAGAGAGAGAGAGAGAGAGAGAGAGAGAGUAAUGACGACCAUCUGACGUUUCUUGGGAAAUGAAACGUAGCGCACAGACUCGGGUAUCGGUUCAUGGCAAACCUGGUGUCUUAAAGAAGGCAAACCAUCACCUUUUGGCCGCUUCAUCGUUUAUUUAUUAUCAAAUCAAUUGCUUUUUUAGAGUAUAGUUUUUUUUACGCAUUUAAACCAAAUUUUAUGUUAAAAUUAGUCAAAAAUGCUCUACUUAACAAUUGCCGAAAUGCUCUACGCAUUUAAACCAAAUUUUAUGUUAAAAUUAGUCAAAAAUGCUCUACUUAAAAUUAGUCAAGAACUUUUGCUAGUAUUGUCUCGAGGGUCCGCAAAAAUUUAGAGGAUUGGAAAGAUAAAUUACUCUUGUAGGCGGGUAGAGAGGUCCUACUAAAGGUAGUGGUACAAGCCAUUCCAGCUUAUUGUAUGAGUGUCUUCCAGCUUCCUAAAUCCCUCUGUUCGCGAAUUCAUUCCUUAAUGAACUGGUUUUGGUGGGGUCAUAAUUCAGAUACUUAAGGGGUGCAUUGGAUGAGCUGGACACAGUUGGGACUUCCUAAACAGAGAGGAAGGCUCGGUUUCAGGGAUUCGGAGGCUUUCAACUUAGCUCUCUUUGCCAAACAAGGCUGGAGGCUGAUCCAACACCCUAAUUCCCUGCUGGCCACUGUCCUAAAAGGGAAAUAUUUUCCUAGGGACUCCUUGCAGGCUAAGCUGGGUGCUAACCCUUCCUUUACAUGGCCCAGCAUGCUUAAAGCUAGACCGCUGCUAGAGUAAGGACUAAUGUGGAGAAUUGGUAAUGGUGAGCAGGUGAGGAUUUGGGGUGAUAAAUGGAUUCCCUCCUCCUCUGACCAUUGCAUUCAUUCCCCGGUUCAAAAUUUGCCCCCAGAAGCUUCGGUUGCUGCACUAAGGGACCCAUAAACAGGCUGGUGGAACUAUGAGUUGAUUAAUGCUACCUUUACUCCUAUGGAUGCAGCAAAGAUUUGCAGUGUGCCAAGCCCUUUGAGUCAAGAAGACAAGUUGAUCUGGACGGGGUCGAAGCAAGGGUGUUUCACGGUCUGAAGUGCAUAUCAUCUUGAAAUGGAGAGGAGGAUCCAGGACAUAGGCGAGUCUUCUAACUCGGGUGAAAAUCAAAGUUUUUGGAAGGCCGUGUGGAAAUGGACGUGGCCCCUGUUCUGAAAAAUUUCCUUUGGAAGUUGGGCAGCAACAUCCUAGCGACAUGGGAAAUUCUGUUCCGAAAAGGUAUACUCACUGAUCCUCUCUGCCCUUUCUGUCUUGCUAAUACAAAACCAACUUUCCAUGCUUUGUGGAGCUGUCCGGCUUCUAUUGCAGUUUGGCAAGAAUGUGGGCGCAGGCUACAAAAAUUGGUGAUUGAGCAAUGUGAUGGGCUUCAUCUUAUUAAGGUAUUGAAGGACAUAUUGGACAAAGAAGGUUUUCUGGAAGCUUUGAUAGUCUUGCCCUUGCUGUGGCUGCGUAGGAAUGAGUAUGUUUUCAAAGGGAGAUUCCACCCACCAAGCCAGCUCAUCAUGAAGGUUAGGAAUAUGGCUGCAGAGUGUGAAGAAAUCCUCCAGGAGGAUCCUUCCGGUCCAGAGGCAGUGGCUAAUAUUCCUCCCAAGUGGAUGGCUCCAAGGGAUGGUUGGUUGAAAGCAAACUGGGAUGCAACCCUUAACAAUAACUCAAGGAGGACGGGUAUUGGGGUUGUAGUGAGGAAUGAGAUGGGAGGGGUAGUUGCAGCACUGGCCAAAGCUAUCCCUUUUGUAGAAGACCCCACAGCAAUUGAAGCUAUCGCCGUUUGGCAUGCCGUCAACUUGUGCGUGGAUAGAGGCUUUCAUCAGGUAGUGUUUGAAGGGGAUUCACAGAUUAUAGUUUCGGCCCUCAAUCAGACCUCGCCAAGUUAGAGCUCCUAUGGACAUUUGCUAGAAGACACAAAAGUGAAGGCUCAAAGCAUGGAUUAGGUGUGUUAGUUUGUAAUUGGCUACAUUCUAUUGGACAAAAUCACUUCUUUGUAAUAAUGCUUUUUAACAGGGAUUCCGCUAUUCAGAGUGCUUCUAGAAGAUUCUACACAAUUUACAAGUUAGAAAAUUCGGUUACCUGCCAGCCGUUCGGACGACGUGACAUACCGUCCGGACGCCCAGCUGUUCAAAGCAUCAUCCGUCCGAACGAGGAGAACUUUCCAUCCGGACCUUCCUCUGUGUCGAGAAGCUUCGAACUGCUCCAGCUUGCAUCCGUCCGGAUAUUUCAGCAGUACGUUCGGACGACUCUCAAUGUUCGACAAGCUUCAAGAUUUCUUUCCAAAACACAGUUAUGGAAAGUUCGCUGCAGCCGUCCGAAAGACGUGGAUUCCCGUCCGGACGCACUCAUCCAUAAGGCAACUAUCGCAUUCAAAAUCCAGACGCUCGGACGUUAGUCCUCUUGGUCCGGACGCGUGUGCAUCAGAUAUGGAAAUUGCGUGCAUCAGAUCAAUAGUCUGGACGCGCGAAGUCUUGAUAUGGAAAAUACUUGCAACGGAAGUGCGACCGUCCAGACGACAGGGUACCACCAUCCGGAGGCAGCUCAAAUCAGGAAAGAAUUUCAGUGAAAUUUUUGGAAAGCCGAUCACACAGUUGUCAGUCCAGACGCCCUAUGACUACCGUCCAGACGUCGCCUAGGUUUUAUCAAGCCAGGCGCUCAUUUGAACCCUCGGCCUAUAAAUAGAGAUCCCUAGGCUUGAGAACAGCAAGAAUUCGGUAUUGAAUUCCAUUAGUGCUUAGAGAGUUAUAUUGUGACAGUAUUGAGCUGAGUUGUCUCUUUGAAGCCAUUGUUGUGUGUGCUGUUGCUGCGCUUAUCUGAAGUCUAUCUUAGGGGUUGGCCCUAAGGUAAAUGAUUCUAUUGAAGACCCUUUCAGGUAGGAGACCUGGUUGGGAGGCGUUUGUGUUAGGCUACACGUUAGAGUGCAAGGUAUGACCACUUCAUCAUGGGUAUGUGAGUGCUACUACUUUGUAACUAGUCUUGUCUUUUGAAUAGUGGAUAUCUUGGGUUUGGCUACCCCGGAGUGGUUUUUCUCAUAUUGAGUUUUCCACUUCGUUAACAAAAAUUCUUGUGUCUUUUAAAUUUCGCAUUGAUAUUUGGUUGACACUUUGUACACACACACACUUACUUUGUGUUAGAAGUCAUUUCAAUUUUUCAGGGUGGAAAUCGUAUAUGCUAGCAAAGUUGUCAACUCUGCAGCACACAAUUUAGCAAAAUGUGUUAUUUUGUAUCUUUUAGAUGAAUUGU
Molecule: messenger RNA, 4471 nt
Organism: Alnus glutinosa
Lineage: Eukaryota; Viridiplantae; Streptophyta; Magnoliopsida; Fagales; Betulaceae
Exons: 2
Coding region: 2374-3114 (246 amino acids)
Molecular function (GO): RNA-DNA hybrid ribonuclease activity; nucleic acid binding
Source: RefSeq, a predicted model, not a curated record